AUGCAAAUGGCUUUUUAAAGAAUAUCUAACGAGUUAUUGACCCAAUUUUCUGACUUUUUGACAGAGCAGGAAGAAAUGUUGAAUAGUAAUACAUUUCAUCAAGUUCAAAAUGCUGCAAGCUACUGGUCAUUCAACAAAAAAUUCCACAAAGAUGGUCUAUUUCAGCAAGUUAUCAAUGAUAUUGAUUCUUAAAUUAUCUAUUGUUGUGCACUCUGUACCGGAAUCAGCAUACCAAGUAAACACAUUGUUUUCUGUGUCUAUUGAUAAUUUUCCUCUGAGGAAUAUUGAGUUUGACGAUCAAAGCGGCUCAUUCCUUGUUAGUGGGAAAAAUGUCCUUUAUAAAUUCGAUACGGGAAAGUCUAGUCCGACAGUGACAAAAGUAACUGGCCCAAACUAUACUUGCUUUUCCGAAUCGGAACUGAACAAAAAGUACUGUGGAGACGAUGAGAAUAUAGUUAUGAUUGCGACUUCUGAUAGUCUUAUAACGUGUGGUACUCUCUAUGGUGGAAUAUGUGUAAAGAGGGAAAAAUCGACUUUAAAUGAGGAGUAUUUAAGCUAUGUAUAUCUUGUGUCUAAUACAACAGUAUCUGCUCUGGGAAAAUUAGUUAACAUUACGUUGCGAAAUGAGAAACAACAAAAACAGUUGCUUUUAUUUGCAAAAGCUCAAACCGACCUACCACCAUAUUCACCAGUUGAUCUAGACCGAGUCCUUAUAUAUACUGUUUCUACAAACCUAAAAGGAGGUUAUUCUUACAGUAGUAAUAAUCUGAGAAGUGCCAACAUUUUUGACUUGUUAUUGAAAUGGGAUUUUAAAAGUAACACAACCGUUUCCCACAGAGCAAUAUUUGAAAAUGACAAAUUUGUCUUCCUUUUGUCCAACCAAAAUUUAGAGGGUAAAUUAGCCAAAUUGUGUAAAACGAUUGAUGAAAGGAAACCUAAAAAGGUAUAUGAAAACAUUCCAAUUUACUGCAAAGAUGACAAUGAAAAUUUUACAAGAGCUGUCUAUGGAAAGUUUGUCAUUUUAUCAAGACAGCGUUAUCUCGUCACUGCAUUCUCAAAUUCUGCAGAAAAUUAUGCUCUCUGUAUAUUUUCGGAGUCUGAGCUUUACGAUGCCUUCUUAAGGUCAAGGCGACACAGAUUUGGAUGCCCAAAACACGAUCUUAAACCCGCUGAUAUGAUUUUUGGCACAACUUUAAAUUUGGGUGGGUGUGUAAACAUGUCUUUGGGACAAAAUGAGGAACCUUUACCUGGCAUAUAUGAUGCCAUCAACAUGGGGGAAUUUUGUAAUGAUGUAGCGAAUGGGAUACCGCAAUUUGGGACAAUAAUUGGAUUAUUACGGAAUAGAUUAAUCCACUCUUCCACAUAUUUGGACGAGGCACUUCAAGUCCACUACAUAGAAGACAUAAAGAUUGACAAUACCAGGAUAAAAUCUAUAUCUAAUGUGAAUGGAAUACCUAUAGUGCUGACAGAAAAUAAGAUCGUCAACAUAACUUCAGCAGGGUGUGAAAAGUUUGUUGGAAGCUGUAAGGAUUGUAUGCGAGCUAAAUCUGCUCAAUGUGGAUGGUGUAUAUCAACAGAAAGUUGCAGUGAAAGAAUGGCGUGUAAAAAUUACCCAAAUUUUUGGCUUCCUUCUUUAAAGAACCAAUGUUUGGCGAUUGACUUAAAUAGAAGUGCAAUUGAAGUUGAUUUAUAUCAAAAAUCGAACGUGACUGUGAAUUUUAUCCCUUCAAUUACAUCUACAAGAGAUAUGAAGUGUCUCAUGGAAGAAAUGUAUCUUCUGUCAUUUCAAGAGAAAGACAUUUUGAAAUGUUUGAUUGAUUUUAGUGUGAUUAACCCAGUUGAUACUGGAGAAAAACAAAUAAAAAUUUCAUUGGGGGAAAAUAUUAUUGCCGUUACUAAUAUUUUGCUUUAUCGAUGCUCAGAUAGGAAAAGCUGCUGGGAUUGUACGAAAAAUAAGAAUACUAGAUGUUAUUGGUGUCCUUCUGAUGCAAGGUGUUCAAAUACUACAGCCAAAUGUAGUAAUAUGAUUUCUUUUUACCUUAUGAAGUCGUGCCCAGUGAUCCUUAACAGUACACAGCAGAUUCCAUCUGGAAGCAUCCUCAACAUUUCUUUUCAAGGAAAUGCUUUACAGAGUGAUUUAGCAUACCAGUGCUUAAUCGACGAGAAAACCUUCAAAUCAUCAUGGGACAUUAUAAGUAAUUCACUCAUUUGUGAGAAUAUACAGAUAUCUUACAUUGAAAAGACACCAACAAAAGAAUUCAAAGUUCUUUUCAAAUAUGGUUCCAGUCUCCCAUUGGUUACGCUAAAUUCAUUUGAAAAGGCAACAGUGCUAUCAGCUUAUAAGUGUGAAUACCUUUCUCCUGAUGCGUCAGACUGUAGUAAAUGCCAGUACUUAAAGUUUUUCAAUGGAUAUAACUGUGUUUGGUGUGGGGAAACCAAUGGUUGUGUGAAUAAUGAGAAAUGUACAAAACCACAAAUCUGCCCAGCACCCGUAAUAACAAAGAUUCACCCUAGAAAUGGUCCCAUAAAUGGAGGAACAGUAAUUAGAAUUGAAGGGAAGAAUCUAGGAUUAUCAAUAUUAGAUAUCCAAAGCGUUUUUGUCGUCGGACGAAACUGUUCUAACAUCAAAUUUAUAAAUCAAAGUAUUUGGUGUACAACUGGUGAUGUAAAUGAUACAAUUAGUGGUGAUGUGAUGGUAAAAGUUUCUGGACUUUGGUCCGUAACAACUGUGAAGUUUGCCUAUAAGGAACCGAAGUUAACUGGCAUCUCUCCUACGUCUGUAAUAAAAUCUGGUGGAAGUUCCAUACAAAUACAUGGCCAGGACCUUGAUAUUGGAAACAGAAAUUAUGAAGUUACCUUAUCACACUCACGAGAAUCUGUAUCAUGUACCAUAGACGUAAAAGCCUCCGCCAAUGGAACGAUUGCUUGUGAGCCAGGAAAAUUUUUCAGUUUAGGACAGCAUUUCGUCAAAGUUGUGUUCGAUUUAAAUACUACGAAGACAUUAGAAGGAAAGUUUUUAUAUGUACUUCCUGAUCCUUCUAUAUAUGGAACGAUUCCUCCAUUAAAGGAUCUGAGAAGUAUUGAAAGUGGAGGACUUGCUUUCCAUGUUAUUGGCCAGGGAUUUGUUGAUGUCAUACAAAAUAUUUACACCAGUCUAUCAGAGACUAGUAUGAAUGGACAACAAUGCAUAAGAAAUAAUUCAGGAGUUUUGAAAUGUGAAUUUCCAGCCAUGAAAGAUCACAGAACGUCCCAUCAAAGAAGUAAAAGAGACAUAUCACUUCAGACAAUUGUUAUAUAUUUAGAUGGCUUUAAGGAAGUCAUAUCCAGAGAGAUUUUUUAUGUGAGCGAUCCUGUUUUCUACCCACUGAAUGAAAACCGCUCCUUUGAAUAUGAACCAUCAACCGAAAACAUCACGAUAAAGGGUCGUGAUAUGAAUAUCGUUACAAGCUUACACCAUUACUCUGUAUAUGUUGGAGGGAAAAAAUGUUCAGUUCUUCAAUUGGAAAGAGACUCAUUGACAUUUAUACCUCCAUCACAAGAACCGACUCCCCUUCUGCAUGAGGACAGGACUUUUGUUAGGGUUCGAGUGGGAAACAUUAACACGGUAGUUGGUCAUCUUCAGUAUCCUGUCAGUGACCACGUGACUUCUUCUUCCGGUGCUGUUGUGUAUAUUAUCUUAGCUAGUUUGGUGGUACUGUCCAUUAUAAUCAGUCUCAGUAUUGCACUUAUUUUUUUCCGCCGUAGAAAAAAGAACAAUUUGAAAAAGACACGCUCUAAUGCAGCACCGAUGGACAAUAUCGAAAGAAUUCCAGGUUAUGACAUAUUGCUACCAAAAGAUUCAGGCAAUGAAACGGGAGUGUUUGAGACUCAUGUCAAUGAGAAUACCUUAUUCUUACUUCAAAAUAAUGGUCUUCUUAUUUCAAAACAGAAUCUUGACAAACAGUCUGAGAUAGGAAGAGGAAAUUUUGGAAUUGUAUACGAGGGAACCUUAGUAGACACAGCUACAGAUUCUCGUAUCAAAGUUGCUAUGAAGACAUUACAUCAUAACACUGCUAGUGAAGUAGACGUUGAUAACUUCCUAGACGAGGCCAUACGGAUGCAUGAAUUCAACCACCCCAACGUCAUGACAUUGCUAGGGAUUUGUCUUUCAAUGGAUGUUUGUCCUUUGGUUGUUUUACCCUUUAUGAAGCAUGGGGAUCUUCUUCGAUACUUACGUGAUGACACAAAUAUUUUGACACUUAGAAAGUUGGUGGAAUAUGGUACUGAUAUCGCGAAGGGAAUGGAAUAUCUAUCCAACAAGAAAAUUGUUCACCGAGAUCUUGCAGCAAGGAAUUGCAUGUAAGACAAGUUUUAGUAGGAAUUAUAAUAAUUAU
Messenger RNA from Saccostrea cuccullata (small rock oyster), 4373 nucleotides. Its product is annotated as plexin-B2-like. Gene Ontology annotation, cellular component: semaphorin receptor complex; plasma membrane. Gene Ontology annotation, biological process: semaphorin-plexin signaling pathway involved in axon guidance; regulation of cell migration; protein phosphorylation. Gene Ontology annotation, molecular function: semaphorin receptor activity; protein tyrosine kinase activity; protein binding. NCBI's taxonomy places the organism in Eukaryota, Metazoa, Mollusca, Bivalvia, Ostreida, Ostreidae. The transcript has 25 exons. The coding region runs from base 110 to 4342 and encodes 1410 amino acids. The record is from RefSeq and is a predicted model, not a curated record.